Messenger RNA from Vombatus ursinus (common wombat), 1766 nucleotides. RefSeq names its product three prime repair exonuclease 2 (gene TREX2). The transcript has 2 exons. Gene Ontology annotation, biological process: DNA catabolic process. Gene Ontology annotation, molecular function: nucleic acid binding; 3'-5'-DNA exonuclease activity. The coding region runs from base 79 to 801 and encodes 240 amino acids. NCBI's taxonomy places the organism in Eukaryota, Metazoa, Chordata, Mammalia, Diprotodontia, Vombatidae. The record is from RefSeq and is a predicted model, not a curated record. Gene Ontology annotation, cellular component: cytoplasm.
AAACUGAUUCAAAGAAUUGCUUUAGAAGGACAGAAAGUCAGCAGAAUAGUCUUCCACAGUUGUGCUGGAUUCCUCCCAAUGGCUGAAUCAUCAAGGUGUGAGACCUUCGUCUUCCUGGACUUGGAGGCCACCGGCCUUCCCAAUGCUUAUCCUGAAAUUGCAGAGAUCUCUUUGUUUGCCAUCCAUCGCUUCUCUCUGGAGCACCCAGAGAGGGAUGAGUCUGGUGCCCUACAACUGCCUCGGGUCCUAGAUAAGCUGACCCUGUGCAUGUGCCCUGAGCGACACUUCACCCCAAAGGCUUCAGAGAUCACAGGCCUGAAUAAUCAAAACCUAACCAACAAUCACAAGCCAGGCUUUGAUAGCACUGUGAUCAAAACCCUUCAGCAGUUCCUGAAGCGGCAGGAAUCUCCAAUCUGCCUAGUUGCCCACAACGGUUUUGACUAUGACUUUCCCCUCCUUCGGACUGAGCUGCAGCGUCUGGGCACAGACAUGCCUGAAGGGACCCUCUGCCUUGACACGCUCCCUGCACUGAGGGGCUUGGAUAAAGCCCACCACCACAGCACCAGGGCAAGCCAUGGCAAGAGCUACAGCCUUGGUAAUCUGUACCGCCAGUAUUUUAAUGAUGAACCCAAAGCUGCCGAUUUGGCUGAGGGAGAUGUUUACAUGCUAGUCAUGGUCUUUCUUCAUAGGGCUCCAGAGCUCCUUCAAUGUUUUGAUGAUGAAGCCCAGAGCUGGGAUGACAUCCAACCCAUGUAUACCCCUACUACCAGAAGACCUAGUAGUCGAGGCCACAAUGCCUGAGAUGCCCUAUCUCCACCCUUACCUCUGAGGUUUUAUAGUCAAAGGAUGUGUUUUAGGUGUCUAGGUGAGAAAAGGACCAGCAUUACUCUGGACACUACUGAGUUGACAACUCUGAAGGAGAGGGAGGAGGGGCUUUCGGAAUCUGAGUUGGAAGAGACUUCUGAGGUCAUUAAGGCCUAUAACAUCUUUAACAGGUGGCCAUCUAGCCUUUGCUUGAAGAGGUCUAGUGACAGGGAACCUACUACCUCAUGAGGCAGCCCAGUCCAGUUUUGGAAAGCUCCAACAGUUUAGAAAUUGGGCUGAAACCUGCCUCCCAGCAAUUUCUCCCCCAUCAUUCCUGGUUCUGCCCUCUGAGGCCAAGCAGAAUAAGUCUAAUCCUGCUUUCCUGUGAUAGCUCUUCCAAAAGUUGAUAGCUCUUAUGUCCCUCCUAAGGCUAAUCAUCCUCAAUUCCUUCAACUGCUUUUGGUAGAUAACAUGAUCUUGAGGUCCUUCAUCAUCUCAACUUGCUCUUCUGAACACUCUAAGAAUUGAAAAAAGAGACUCCAGAUGUCUAACCAGGGCUGACUAGGGCUCAGUGGUGCUAUCACCCACCCUCACUCUGCACAUUAUGCCUCUCAGUGGAGUCUUUCAAAAUUUGCUUUUGGGGUUACCAUGCCACCCUAUUGACUCAUGUUGAGUUUAUAAUCCACUGAGACGCCCAGAUCUUUCUCAGACGUAAUGCUGGCUACCCAUCCAUGCCUCUUCCAGCUUGUGCUUGUGAUGCUGAGUUUUAACCCAAAUAAAUAUAACUUAUUAGAUUUGGCCCCACAUUUUAGUAUGUUGAGAUCUGUUCCUUUCUAGUUUUGUCUCAUUUGCACAUUUGACAAACAUAUCGUCUACUCUUUAUUCAAGUCAUCGAUGAAACUGUUAAAUAGCACAGACAUGAACACAAAUCUGGCCAGACCAUUUGACUAUACUACAAUCUA